This is a messenger RNA of Siniperca chuatsi (mandarin fish), 2543 nucleotides long. RefSeq names its product tubulin, gamma 1 (gene tubg1). Gene Ontology annotation, molecular function: structural constituent of cytoskeleton; GTP binding. NCBI's taxonomy places the organism in Eukaryota, Metazoa, Chordata, Actinopteri, Centrarchiformes, Sinipercidae. Bases 191 to 1546 code for a protein of 451 amino acids. The record is from RefSeq and is a predicted model, not a curated record. Gene Ontology annotation, cellular component: microtubule; cytoplasm; centrosome. The transcript is spliced from 11 exons. Gene Ontology annotation, biological process: cytoplasmic microtubule organization; mitotic sister chromatid segregation; meiotic spindle organization.
GGUGGCGGUAAUGCACCAAUAAGCUGGAUGCCAACCGCCGUAAAACAAAAAGAAGAAGAGAAGAAGCCGUGAAGGAGCGGGCUGGUGCUGAAGCAGUUUGAGCAGCAGUCUACUUUUCUUGUAUUAUUUAGCUAGCAAGCAGAAGGCGAGCUAGCUAGCUAGCUAAAUAAGGAGCAACUGAACACUGAACAUGCCGCGGGAAAUCAUAACGCUUCAGCUUGGACAAUGUGGAAAUCAAAUCGGGUUUGAAUUUUGGAAGCAGCUGUGUGCAGAGCAUGGCAUCAGCCCAGAGGGGAUUGUUGAGGAGUUUGCAACUGAAGGGACCGACAGAAAGGAUGUGUUCUUCUAUCAGGCUGACGAUGAGCACUACAUCCCCCGCGCAGUUCUCCUGGAUCUGGAGCCGAGGGUGAUCCACUCCAUCCUCAACUCUCCUUAUGCAAACCUGUACAAUCCAGAGAACAUCUACCUCUCCGAGCAUGGUGGAGGUGCUGGGAACAACUGGGCUAGUGGAUAUUCACAGGGCAAAAAAAUCCAGGAAGACAUCUUUGACAUCAUUGACCGGGAGGCAGAUGGCAGUGACAGUCUGGAGGGAUUUGUCCUGUGUCAUUCCAUUGCUGGGGGGACUGGCUCGGGACUGGGAUCCUACCUACUGGAGAAACUCAAUGACAGGUACCCAAAGAAGCUGGUGCAGACUUACUCUGUUUUCCCAAAUCAGGAUGAGAUGAGUGACGUGGUUGUUCAGCCGUACAACUCGCUGCUCACACUGAAGAGGCUCACCCAGAACGCAGACUGCGUGGUGGUGUUGGAUAACACAGCUCUAAAUCGCAUCGCCACAGACAGGCUGCAUAUCCAGAACCCCUCAUUCUCCCAGAUCAAUCAGCUGGUUUCCACCAUCAUGUCUGCAAGCACGACCACUCUGCGCUACCCUGGCUACAUGAACAACGAUCUUAUUGGCCUGAUUGCAUCCCUCAUCCCCACGCCCCGCCUCCACUUCCUUAUGACAGGGUACACACCACUUACUACUGACCAGUCGGUUGCUAGUGUGAGGAAAACCACAGUGCUGGAUGUGAUGAGGAGGCUUCUGCAACCCAAGAAUGUGAUGGUGUCCACAGGAAGAGAGAGGCAGCCGAGCCACUGCUACAUCGCCAUCCUUAACAUCAUCCAGGGAGAGGUCGACCCCACACAGGUGCAUAAAAGCCUCCAAAGGAUCCGGGAACGUAAACUCGCCAGCUUUAUUCCCUGGGGUCCCGCCAGCAUCCAGGUGGCUUUGUCCAGGAAGUCCCCAUACCUGCCCUCAGCCCAUCGAGUCAGCGGCCUGAUGAUGGCCAACCACACAAGUAUCUCUUCUCUGUUCGAGCGGACGUGCCGGCAGUACGACAAACUGCGUAAGCGAGAAGCCUUCCUGGAGCAGUUCCGCAAAGAGGACAUAUUUAAGGACAACUUUGAUGAGCUGGACAACUCUCGCGAAGUGGUCCAGCAGCUGGUAGAUGAGUACAGUGCAGCCACACGGCCUGACUACAUUUCCUGGGGAACGCAAGAACAGUAACAGACUUUUUGCAACCCAUACAUGCUUAGUUAGUUUAUACUAAUUCAAUUUAUGUCCCUUUUUAACUUUAAAAAAUAUUUUCUCCUCUAUAUAUAUAUAUAUUUUUUUUUUUUUUUGUAUUUGGCUAUAGCUGCUUCUCUGGGAAAAAAAAAAAAUUAUUGGCUUGUUAUAGCAUGUAGUAGUACAGAGUUUCAAAAUUGACAAGAGACUGAGGGAUGAGUGUUAAAACCCACUGUUAUGUUUCCCAAGAAGUAAAAUGAUUUUUUCUUGACUGUAUCACAUGCUGGAGAUUCUCAAACCCAGUUUAAAUAAAAACAAUCCUUACCUAAUAGUCCAGUGAAGUGAAAGUAAGAGUACAAAUUUUUGCAGAAAGUAUCAAUGUCUUGUACAAAACAAUCUUUAAAUGUUUAAUAGUUGUUUUUUCCUUUCUUCUAAACUCUGCUUUCCCCCCUUGUAGCCUGUUUUUUUCAGCAAUGUAAGACAACCUGUUGCCUUGUUUUGGUCUAUUUUUAUAAGGUUUACAGUACUUACAUUUUUGCGCAGUUCAUUUACAGUAAGACGUCCACCGCCUACAAAAUGAUUGACUUGAGUUAUGGGAGUAGGAUUGACAGAAUGUAUUGCAUGAUGAUUAAUGCAGAUUCUUGCAUCCCAGACAUUUCUGACAUGGUGGUUUUUACUGUCUGCUGCUGAUACAUUACUCAUUUGUUACCGCUGUACAUGACCAAAAAGAAUGUCAAGUCGAAGUUGGGCUUGAUCCAAAAAUUAUGUUAAAAUAUCUGCCAUAUAAAUUGCAGCAUUUGUCAGCUACAUUAGAGAAAUUAACAGUUUGCACAGAUGAACAUGGUGUACAAGGGUGGAUCUCAUUUUAACAUCUCUAUGCCUGUAAAUAUACUUCGCUGGUUUACUGGCAUUCUCUGUGUUGUCUAAAAUGAAUAUACUGUUUCAUGUUGCUUUGCUUGUUGGACCUGUUUAAAAAUGAUAAACACACUUUCUAUUA